AUGUCAGUACUUGAUGGACCUAUAACCCAGGGUUUCAUUAAACUUUUAAUGUCAAAACAAGACUAUGUUACUGGUAUGGAAACUUGUCAAUUUACAUAUGAGUGGACAAUUAAAAACUUCAGUGAGUGGAAGCAUAAAACAAUUGAAUCACCAAUUUUUUCAUCUCAUUUUUCUGAUUUUAAAGAUAAUUGGAUUUUGAAAAUAGAUUGUGGAACUUAUAGGUUAAAUGUUGAUCUACAGAUUCAAUCAUUUAAUAAUACCUCACAUUUAGAAACAGAAUGUAAAAUAUCAAUUAAUAAUAGAAACGAAAAUACUAAAACGAAUGGUUUUUAUGAGUUUCUAGAAACAAUUACAUGGGGUGGAUAUAUUUUGACUUCAGACUUGUUAAAACCGAUUAAUGGAUAUUUACAAAAUGAUGAACUUAAAAUUUGUUGUACAAUAACAAUGUCCCAAAAACGAAUAAAAAAUUCUGAUGUAAUUCCAACAUUUGAUGCAACACAACAAUUGAGUGCAGAUUUGGAAGAACUUUUGUUAAAUGAAGACGUAUCUGAUGUUAUCAUUCAAGUGGGUCAAAAAUCAUUUCCUGCUAUCAAAUGCAUUCUUGCAGUACGUAGUCCUGUUUUUGCUGCAAUGUUUAAUCAUGAACAAUUCAAAGAAAAUCAAAAAAACGAAGUUGUCAUUGAAGAUAUUGAUGAAGAUGUUUUUGAAGAAUUUUUACAUUUUAUUUAUUCUGGUAAAUCACCAAAUGUUAACAAAAUGCCAAUGGAACUAAUUGCUGUUGCUGAAAAAUAUCAGGUGGAUUGUCUUAAAAAUGUUUGUGAAAAAGUACUUUGUGAAACUAUAAAUUUUGAUAAUGUUGCAAUUUCAUCAACAGAUUCUGCAGCUUCUUCCGAUUUUUAA
Aphidius gifuensis is the source of this 900-nucleotide messenger RNA. RefSeq names its product speckle-type POZ protein-like B. NCBI's taxonomy places the organism in Eukaryota, Metazoa, Arthropoda, Insecta, Hymenoptera, Braconidae. Gene Ontology annotation, biological process: proteasome-mediated ubiquitin-dependent protein catabolic process; regulation of proteolysis. Gene Ontology annotation, molecular function: ubiquitin protein ligase binding. Bases 1 to 900 code for a protein of 299 amino acids. Gene Ontology annotation, cellular component: cytoplasm. The transcript has 2 exons. The record is from RefSeq and is a predicted model, not a curated record.